Messenger RNA from Candoia aspera, 5186 nucleotides. RefSeq names its product zinc finger protein, FOG family member 1 (gene ZFPM1). Gene Ontology annotation, cellular component: nucleus. Gene Ontology annotation, biological process: positive regulation of transcription by RNA polymerase II; erythrocyte differentiation; megakaryocyte differentiation. Gene Ontology annotation, molecular function: RNA polymerase II-specific DNA-binding transcription factor binding. The record is from RefSeq and is a predicted model, not a curated record. The transcript has 10 exons. Bases 119 to 3577 code for a protein of 1152 amino acids. Lineage: Eukaryota; Metazoa; Chordata; Lepidosauria; Squamata; Candoiidae.
CCGCCGCCCAGCCCUGGGAGCGCCGGGUGGGCAUGAGAGCCGCGUGCCGGCCGCCCCCCGCCGCCCGCCGCGCCCGCGCCCCGCAGCCGCCGGAGGGACUCGGAGCCGCCGCGCCGCGAUGUCCAGGAGGAAGCAGAGCAAGCCCCGGCAGAUCAAACGCGCCUUGGGUGAGAUGGGAGAAGGGACCGGUGCUCCGCUGGAAGACGACUGCCUGUCCGAGAAGGAAGGAAGCGCUUCGGAUCGUGAAGGCUCCGUAGAAGGCGAAUCUUCGGCCUCCACAUGUAGCGACAAGGCUGAGUCCAAAGAGAACAUGGAGAAUCCAGAAGAGUCAGAUAAGCCACAAAUGCCAGAGAUCGAGCUGUGGAUGGGACCAGAUGAGUUGGAGCUUCUGACCUUGCAGGCGGAGAGCAAGGUGUGCGCCAAGUGCAGCAUCCCCGGUGGGGUGUUUUGGGGCCCAUUCCCAGGAAAUAUCCACAGUGAACCGUCUUCUCCAGGACUGGCCGAGUCGCUGAGCCCACCAGUGACCCUGAUCCUGCGGGAUGACACUUGCUGGCUGGCAAAGCUGUCUUUGGUCUCUGGAGAAGGGGACGCCAAUUCGGUGAUCUACAAGAAGGAUGACGCCAUUUGGUGUAAAACCACCAAGCCUCUUUCAGAAGGAGAAGCGCUGAAGGCGUUUGUCAUGGCUGAGCCGAUGGGUAUCCCGAACCACGCUGGCAAGACCGAGGGCGGGGACUCUGCCCCCGCUGUAGCUCUGCCUCCCGAAAUCCAGCUGCUUCCGCAGCAAGCUGGGAUGGCAGCCAUCUUGGCCACGGCAGUUGUCAACAAGGAUGUGUUUCCCUGCAAAGACUGUGGCAUCUGGUACCGGAGCGAGCGGAACCUGCAGGCCCACCUGAUGUACUACUGUGCCAGCCGCCAAAACACCACCUCACCCACCAUGGACGAAAAGCCCAAGGAGGCCUACCCCAACGAGCGCAUCUGCCCCUUUCCCCAGUGCCAGAAGAGCUGCCCCAGCGCCAGCUCCUUGGAGAUCCACAUGCGCAGCCACAGUGGAGAGAGGCCGUUUGUUUGUCUCAUCUGUCUGUCUGCCUUCACAACAAAAGCGAACUGUGAGCGACAUCUGAAAGUACACACAGAUACCCUGAGUGGUGUCUGCCACAGCUGUGGCUUCAUCUCCACCACUCGGGACAUCCUCUACAGCCACUUGGUCACGAAUCACAUGAUCUGCCAGCCGGGCUCCAAAGGAGAGGUCUACUCCCCAGGCCCCACCACUAAAUCACUAGCCCCGGGCUUGUCUUCUCCCGGCUUGUCCUCUGCGCUCAAGUGCAGCUUUUGUGGCUACGUGGCCAACUGCUUGGCCAGCCUCCAGCAGCACGGGGCUCUGCACAGCACUGCAGCGACGGCUCUGCCCAACUCAGAGCCCAAAGCUGCCCAGCAGAGCCAGCCAGAGGCCCCUGCCAAAUCACCUUUACAAGGAGCAAAGGGGUCCCCUGCAGAGGAAGCGGGAAAUGGUUCUCCUUCACACGAAAAAAGUCCCUCUCCUGCCUGGGUGGAUGGGGCACCCCCCGUGCGAAUCAAGGAAGAACCCUUAGAUGAGGGGGAAAACCCUCAGGGAGUGCCCCAAGAGGAGACGGCUCCUGGACCUGAGGCUGAGCCAGAUGCGUCCCCCGGGGUUCCCUCGCCACACAGCCUGCACCCCGUGAAGGUGAAGUCUGAGAUCGCCAGUCCCACGCCAGGAUCCAGCCCGGUGCCCGGCGAGCUUGGUUCCAGCGCUCCCGGAGGCCCUGUCUUUCUACCACAGUACGUGUUCGGCCACGAAGCCGCCGUGAUGCCUCAGGCCUCGGAGAUCCUGGCCAAGAUGUCCGAGCUGGUUCACAGCCGCCUAAAGCAAGGCCACGGUGGGGUGCCGCCCGCCCUCUUCCCAGGCACCCCGGUGCCCAAAGGCGCGACCUGCUUCGAGUGCGAGAUCACCUUCAACAACAUCAACAACUAUUACGUCCACAAGCGUCUUUACUGCUCCAGCCGCCACCUCGCCGAGGAAGGGCCCGCCGGCCCCCGCAAAGCCAAGCUGGCUCCCGCCGCCGCACCCAAAGGCCUGAGCCCUGCCGGGCCACGUCUGUCACCCCCGCCACCCGGAGAGAGCCACACAGCGCAGGAGGAGGAGCCCGAGGGGAACGCCACCCCUCCCGCCCUGGAGGUCAAGCAAGAGGUCAAAGCGGAGGAGGGGGCAGCCAAAGCCAGCCCUUCCCCCGAGGCAGAUGGAGCCGGGCGCAUCAGUGAGGGGAGCCAAAGCCCAGGGGCCAGCUCUGUGGAGGAGCCGGAGGACGACCCCAGCCGGACCGUCUGCGAAGCCUGCAACAUCCACUUCAGCCGCCACGAGACCUACAUGGUGCACAAGCGGUACUACUGCGCCUCCCGCCACGACCCGCCCCUGCGCCGGACCAGCGCGGCCAGCAGGCUGCCCUUCCUCCCGCAGCCGAUCCGCACGCGCAAGCGCCGCAAGCUGUACGAGAUCCACGGCGCCAGCAGCCAGGCGGGGGCUGCCCCGGAGGCCCCACGACCCGAGGCGCCCCUGGUGGUCCCCGCGCUCAUCUCCAUGGUCAGGGCUGCCCCGUCCCCCAGCUCCAGCCCAGAUGCCGAGGGCCCCAUCGACCUCAGCAAGAAGCCGCGCCUGCGCAGCGGGGGCUGCGUGCUCCCGGCCUCCCUGCCCCCCCUGGCGGACUACCACGAGUGCACAGCCUGCCGGAUCAGCUUCCACAGCCUCGACAGCUACCUGGCCCACAAGAAGUACUAUUGCCCAGCCACGCCCUUGCAGCCGAGCACCGUGGAGCAGCUGCAGAAGACCAAGGGCACCGUCCCGGCGCAUCUGCAGCCUCGGGAAGGCCCAGAGGGCCUGGCUGAGGAGCCCGAGGGGGCUCCCGUCAAGACGGAGAAGGCCGCGCCUUCCUCGAGCCCUGGGGCAGCGCCCGCCAGCUUCCCUGGGGCGGAUCCACUCCAGCAGCGCUACCUGGAGGGCAAAGCCCAGCAGCUCCAAGGUGCAAAGGUGCCCCUGGCCGUGUGCCCUUACUGCCCAAUCAAUGGCACUGUGAAGGGGGACUUGGUAGAGCACUUCCGUAACGCCCAUGGACUGUUCAUGGCCAAAACAGUGGCGGGGGCCACGUUGAUCGAGGCCACCCGGACGCUGGCCGACGGCAGCCUGCUUCCCCCGCUGCCAGCCGCCUCCCCGCCACAGCCCGCCCCCCAACUGCCCAAGGACAGCUUCAAUGGGAAAGAGGCUCCUGCCCCCCCCACGUCCAACGGGAGCCCUCGCCCCACGGCUUCUCCCCAGCCCCUCCUGCCCCUCUCCCCCUCUGUCCCCUUGCCCCUGUCGCCCCUGCCCGAGGCGCUCCCCAGCGCCCUCCCUCCUGGCUACACGGACAAAGCUGCACAGGCCCCUCCGGGCAAAGGGCUCCCCGCCCCCAUCGCCAACGGCAGCCACCGGUAUUGCCGCCUUUGCAACAUCAAGUUCAGCAGCCUGUCCACCUUCAUCGCCCACAAGAAGUACUACUGCUCAUCGCAUGCCGCCGAGCACAUCAAGUAGCGCGCCAGCCCUGCCCCUCGUGCCCAGGCAGUGUUGGCCUUCUGGGAAGAUGGGCCUCGUGGCAUCCGAGGGAGCUGCCACCCGAAGUGCCCUCUGCCCUCAGGUCUGGGACCAGGGAGGGUUUGGGCUUGCCCUGGGAGUGCACCUGGAGGACGGGGUCUUCCGUAGCAGAGCCUGAGAGAGAGGGAGACGAAGACCCAGGGGGCCUGCAGGGACCCUGCCUCGGCUGAAGCCCAGAGCCCCAGUAGGCAGGCCCAGGGACCACCCUCUUAUGCCCAGCACAAGGAGGGUGCCCCCUUCUCCCUGUCCUCAAGGCCAGCUUGUUCAGGGUCAGCUGAGGUAGGACCUGGUAGGGAUGAACCGCAGCUGAGCAGCAGCAGAGCCCGAAUGCGAUGGGCUUUUUCAAUUCCUCCGACCCCUCAGUCCCCAGUUCUGGCGAUUUCGCUAUCGGCCAACUGCCACAGCGGUGACCCAAGAGAAGUCACGAGUCGCAGAAUCUGGGUCUCGGAUCUGGCACGCACGUGUUUCCCUUGCUCUGGGCCAGGUCUUCGUUUGGGUGGCAGAUACGCCUCGGUGUGCCUGGCAUGCCCCCAAAUGCCCAGGCCGCCACGCCCCAAGAUCAGUGGGCCAGACCCUGAGCAUUGCCAGGGGCUCAGUGUGUCUUAGAGCAGAAGGAGGGAGCACAAGGCGGCCCCUGGAGGAUUGGGGGCUCUGAUGCUGAGGAUGAGGGGCAGCCAUCCAGGUUCACGGGUAGAAUCACUGGGUGCUUUGCACCAGUGGUCCGAUGUCUGAAUCCCUAUAAUUUCAAUUCUUUUCUGAAACACAUACUUAAAAAAGAACAGAAACUGUGAAAUCAGUCUGAUGGUGCAAAGUCCUCUUGUUUUUUGGGGGGGAGGGGGGAGGAGACCACCUGCUGUCCAUCCAUCCAUCCAUCCGUUUUUGUCUCCUUUCCCUGGAUUCCUUUUUGGUUCCGGACGUCCCUCCUUCAGUUGGGACCGGCCCCUGUUCGGCUUGCCCCAGGCCCUUCCCUUCGAGAAACUACAUAAAAUUGAGGAGGGGGGAGAGCCAGUGGGCUGUUCCUGGGGAUGAACUCCCAGUUAUCCCCAGAGCAAGAGGAGAAGUACGGCCCUUUAGUAGUUGGGAGUGGGGGGCGGGCCUGCCCCCUGUGUAUGCUCAGAGACCUUGAUUCUUGGCCUGCCUUGCCCUUUUUCUAAAGCACAACCCCCUCCCACUUUUCAGGGAGGUGAGAGGUCAUGCACCCCUCCUCCUGGAGCUUGCAAGGGGCAGAGGCUUUUCCAGGCCCCUCCUUGCAGAUCCCAGCGGUGAACGAUGCCUCCCCACUGGCGGCCUUCUGUGACGCUUCCCGCCAACUGGAGGCACAAACCAGCCUUCCCUACAGAAAAACUCAGCCCCAGUUUGCCUUCUGCUUCUCUGGGCUAUGUGGGCUUUCUGAGGCGUGGUGCAGCUGCUGCGGCUUCCUGGCCUAGCAGAAGACCCUUCGGGGUCCGUGCCCAGCACCCUUCCCAAGCAUUUGAAACUGGCACUUGCUGCUGCCACCCGCGGGUGGCACCCUGAAGGUCAAGUGGGUUCUCAGGCAUCCUGCAAGCAG